Messenger RNA from Truncatella angustata, 2033 nucleotides. Its product is annotated as Alpha/Beta hydrolase protein. Lineage: Eukaryota; Fungi; Ascomycota; Sordariomycetes; Amphisphaeriales; Sporocadaceae. Gene Ontology annotation, molecular function: dipeptidyl-peptidase activity. The transcript is spliced from 6 exons. Bases 62 to 1831 code for a protein of 589 amino acids. The record is from RefSeq and is a predicted model, not a curated record.
ACCUGGACAAUAUGGUAUUCUUACUGUAAUAGCUACUGGAUAGUUGUCGUACUCAAUCAUCAUGGAAGCACUGAAAGCAAGAUUCCCGGAACUUGGCUUCCAUCCUCUACAAGCUCCUUCGUCGCACCCGCACUACUUGUAUGAUCCGUUCCACCCUUCGAGCCGUAUACUUGGAGCCGGGCACCAGAAGACAGAGGGGCGUCGUAAGUUUGAUGUCGAUACAAUCUUUGAGAAGGAUGUCGCUGUAAAGAUGAGAGACAACGCAACGCUAUUCACCGAUGUAUUCCGGCCGGUAAGCUCGGACGGCGAUGUGAAAGUGCCAGCCGUCCUUGCAUGGAGUCCCUACGGGAAAAGCGGCGGCGUCCAAACCUAUGACAGCAUGGGCCCUUUCCGAUGCGGUCUUCCCCUAGGAACGACAUCGGGUUAUGAGAAGUUUGAGGCGCCUGAUCCAGCCGAUUGGUGCGGUCGGGGUUAUGCAAUUCUCAACAUUGAUGCAAGGGGUGCUGGAGACUCAGAUGGUGACAUCGCCUUUUGGGGCGAGCAGGAAGCAGAAGACGUCCAUGAUACUAUUGGAUGGGCGUCACAACAGCCAUGGUGCAACGGUUCUGUCGCCAUGGCCGGAAACUCCUGGCUCGCCAUUGCGCAAGUCAACUAUGCAUCUAGAUAUGCCCACCCAGCGCUCAAAGCUCUUGCCCCAUGGGAGGCAGCGACGGACCCAUAUAGAGACCUACUCGCUCGGGGAGGCAUUCCCCAUACGCAUUUCGUCAGGAUGAUACAUAAUGGCAUGGCCGGAAAGGGCGGUAUGGAGGAUGCCGCAGCUAUGCUGGAAGUGCACCAUCCCUUUGUAGAUGAAUAUUGGGCGACGAAGCUUAUCCACACCGAAAAUAUUGACGUGCCACUGUACCUAACAGCUUCUUAUUCGACUGGUCUACACUCCAGAGGCUCCUUUGAUACAUUCAAGCGGGCCAAAUCAACGAAAAAGUGGCUCCGGGUGCACCCGUACCAGGAAUGGUGGGAUUUAUAUCGCAAGGAAGUCAAUGACGAAUUGCAGUCUUUCUUCGACAAAUACUGCAAAAAUAUGGACAAUACCUGGGAGUCGACACCACCGCUGCGUGUUUCAUUGCUUGGCUUUGAUGGAAGCCGUGCCAAGACCAUUGUAGAGCGACCGACGGAGAAGUAUCCUGUGCCUGGAACGGAGCACCGACGAUACUUCCUUGAUGCUUCGAAAGGCUCUCUGUCGUUGUCAAAGCCACAAAACGAGAUGAAGACCAGCCAUGAUGCACACCAUCUCACUGACUGUUCGGAUUUUGUGGUCCAAUUUGACGAAAACACUGAACUCGCCGGCUACCCCAUGGCAAAACUCUGCAUGUCCUGCGACGAGCACGAUGACAUGGAUGUCGUCGUCCAGAUACGCAAGAUCGGGAAAGAUGGGAUCCCGCUGGUUAGCAUGAACUAUAAAUGCCCAGUUCCAGAGCCAGAAGUACCCGACGUGAACAUCGCCAAGUUCUUAGGGCCUGACGGAAUGCUGCGGGCUAGCCAUCGGGUUUCAAGACGGAUGAUCGACGACAACUUAGAAUACGCUCAUGAUAGAGCUGAGAAAGUCCCACGAGGAGAAGUUGUUAGCCUAGAGAUUCCGAUAUGGCCCAUUGGCAUGGUAUUCGAAGCUGGUGAAGGUAUCAUGUUGAGAGUUGCUGGCCACGAUCUUCGACUGCCCGAGACUGAAAUGUUGAGAAGCGAUAAGCCUUUGGACGAGAACGUUGGGCGUCAUCAAAUACACACCGGCGGUCGGUGGGAUAGUUUCUUGGUUGUACCAGUAAUUGCAGAAGGCUGAAGGGCUGCGGUUGCACUGUGUAAUCGUCUGGGUGAGAAUCUGGAUUUUCAUCUAUUUAUUUUAUCUUUUUAUCUCGAAGAAUCCUGGUUCAUCUACGCGUGUCGCGAGGCAAACAAUCAAGCCCAAGCUUAGCGUAGCGUAGCCUUAGGUAGUUAGCUCACCUGGGCCAUCCCAGCCACCACAAAGCAAUGCAAUGUUCCUG